CAAAAUUGUUUUAAGGUGCAAAGAAUUGAAAUAGGAUGGAAGGAUCAGACGUUUUACACGUGGAAAUCUGUCAGAACGUCAACAGCACACUCUCCACAGAAAAGAUUGAGAAUUUAGUAUAUGCUGAAAUAAAUGCAUUAGAAGAGAUUGCAUUAGACACUGUUCUAUAUGCAAAGGAUCAAUCAAAUCGUAUCCUACAGAUUCAUAUUGAAUCUAUAAUAUGUACUUCUAGUCAUAGAGAGAGGAGUCACAUGAAAGUACAAAGUGCUACUCUGAAGUUUUAUGUAUAUAGGUUAACAACUGAAACUGCAGCUACAGAAACAAUGGAAAAUAACGGGGAAGAUCUUCCAGUCUCUUCCCAUUGGAUAUUGCCAACAAAAGAAUUUCAUUAUUUAUGGGAGAGCCUUUACUUUGAUUCUACUAUAAAAAAUGAUUUACUUCAUUUUGUGGAAACAGCAAUGAUAUUUGCAGACCAUAAUAUUAAUACUAACAUCAUAAGUUGGAACAAAGUAGUACUAUUACAUGGACCACCAGGUACAGGAAAAACUAGUUUAUGCAAAGCUCUUGCUCAAAAAAUUAGUAUUCGUUUGGGCAAAAGAUUCUCUCAUAGUGAAUUUGUUGAAAUAAACAGUCACAGUUUAUUUUCAAAAUGGUUUUCAGAGAGUGGUAAGUUAGUUAUGAAAUUGUUCAGUGAAAUAAAAUCUCUUGUGGAAAAUUCAGAUGCAUUAGUUUGUAUCUUGAUUGAUGAGGUAGAAUCUGUUGCACACACUCGGAAGUUUUGUAAUAAUGGAACAGAACCCACUGAUUCUAUAAGAGUUGUGAAUGCAUUACUAACGCAGUUGGACCAAAUAAAACAAUACCCAAAUGUUUUAAUUCUAACAACUAGUAAUUUAUCAGAAGCUAUUGAUUUAGCAUUUGUUGAUAGAGCAGACAUAAAACAAUAUAUUGGACAUCCUACAAAUCAAGCUAUAUACAAAAUUUAUACUUCAUGCCUUAAAGAAUUAAUGAAGGCAGAAUUAAUGGAACCAGAAGAAAUUUAUGAUUUAUCUUACUUAAAAAAGUUAGGCUAUGAAGAAACAUUUAAGACAAAAAACAGUCUUAAAUUAAUGGACCUUAGUCAGGAGAGUUUGGGUUUCAGUGGUCGAAUUUUAAGAAAAAUACCGUUCUUAGCUCAUGCUUUCUAUUUAAGAACAAAAAAAUGUACUUUGACUCGAUUUUUACGAGCCAUGCAUUUAGCCAUUAAAAGAGAAAAGGAAGAUGAUACUAUAGAUAUUUCUGAAAUACUCUGCAGUAUAUAA
Molecule: messenger RNA, 1298 nt
Organism: Eufriesea mexicana
Lineage: Eukaryota; Metazoa; Arthropoda; Insecta; Hymenoptera; Apidae
Gene: pch2
Product: pachytene checkpoint 2 protein
Exons: 6
Coding region: 36-1298 (420 amino acids)
Biological process (GO): meiotic recombination checkpoint signaling; reciprocal meiotic recombination
Cellular component (GO): chromosome; nucleus
Molecular function (GO): ATP hydrolysis activity; ATP binding
Source: RefSeq, a predicted model, not a curated record